AUGAGCAUUGCAACGUUGGCGUUGGCGAUUUUAACAGUAGCCUGCAUUUCAUUCACCUUCGGCGGUGCUCCCAUCGUGAUGUUAGCUGGUGCAACAGCUAACCUAGAAAGUUGCACCGCCUUCUUGGCGGAGAGCCUUCCUGAAGGACUUGCCUACCCAUCCUCCGCACCUAGUUUUAUUUCUACUGUCUUCGCCUGGAAUUCACUGCUCUACAAUGCGCGGAGAAAUGUCUCGAUCGCGUCCUUUUACUGGUCGAUGCUUCGUGAAGACGUAUAUAACUCGUCGUCUGCCUAUCAGGGUGAAUGUAUAUUUCAAAAAUUGCUGACUAAGAGUGGAGACAUCGACGUCAGAAUAGUCACAAGUGCUCCACAAAGUUCUAACAAUGAUUUGGACAGCCUAAUUGCGGCAGGAGCAAAAGUAAGGUAUUUGAAUAUGGCUAAAUUGCUCUCAGCGGGCGUCCAACAUGCCAAACUUUGGGCAAUUGACAAUUUACACGGUUACAUUGGCAGUGCAAAUAUGGAUUGGAGGUCCUUGACUCAGGUGAAGGAGAUUGGUGUGCUGUUAAGAUUUUGCCGAACUCUCACAACAGAUCUAGCCAAAUUAAUUGGCGCUCUUGAUUAUGUCGCACGAUCUGACAUUGUCUUUCCGAUUAACUGGAGUCCAGAAUACACAACCAUCUAUAACCGAUCAAAUCCCAUGCGCUUAACGAUGAAUGGAAUACCUGCGGAGGUCUAUGUUUCCAUGUCACCUCCACCGCUUAGACCGACGGGCCGCGAGGACGACUUAGAAGCUAUCCUUCAUGUGAUCGACUCUGCGGGUUUCUUUAUCUACAUUUCUGUUAUGGACUUUCAACCAAUCGUUGACUCUUAUACAAGCAAACCUUACAAGUACUGGCCUGCGUUGACAGAUGCGCUUGUAAAGGCUUCCAUGGAGAACAAUGUGGAAGUUCGCAUCCUCGUGAGCCGAUGGGAUCACACCUCAUCGAAUCAGCGUCAAUACAUGGAAUCCCUUCGCGCCUUAGAUGGAGCCAACGGAGUCAGAAUCAGAAUUUGCGCUUCACCUCCACAGCGAUUCUUUGUGGUGCCUUCAGUGACACCGGAGCAGAAGGCCAUUCCGUUCGCAAGAGUGAACCACGGCAAAUAUAUGGUUACUGAUAAGACUCUCUAUAUUGGCACGUCGAAUUGGUCAGGGGAUUACUUCAAAUACAGCGGAGGCGCAGGUCUUGUCAUCGCUGGUGAAGGUGAUAUAGUGGGUCCCAAUGGGGAAAAGCCACUGCGCCGACAGAUGGAGGAAGCCUUCCUUCGCGACUGGAAUUCCAUGUUUACUGAUGACUUGUGA
This is a messenger RNA of Hydatigera taeniaeformis, 1338 nucleotides long. NCBI's taxonomy places the organism in Eukaryota, Metazoa, Platyhelminthes, Cestoda, Cyclophyllidea, Taeniidae. The record is from the annotation of a GenBank genome assembly.